Molecule: messenger RNA, 8556 nt
Organism: Clunio marinus
Lineage: Eukaryota; Metazoa; Arthropoda; Insecta; Diptera; Chironomidae
Source: the annotation of a GenBank genome assembly
GCGGAGUGUGUUUUGUGUAUGCUCAGAGUUUUCCUUUUGAAAAGACACUCCCAAAAGAAAGAAAAAGGUAGACACUUAAUGAUGUUACCGUUAUGCAUACCAUAGUAUGAGUUUGGAAUUCUUGAAAUAAAUUUACACAACGGAGAAAACAAUCGUAGAGUACGGGAAACAAUGGAUCUGCGGGAGUUGAAUGCUGGUGAUCUUGUAUGGUUUGAAUCUGGGCUUGGUUAUCCUGUUCCCGGAGAAAUCAAAGAAGUUCAUGGUGCUGCUCAAAUUGUAUUAGUUGAAAGCAAAAGCGAAAAUCUGGUUGAAGGAAAAAUUUUAACGUUUGCUCAAGGCGAAGGAAGUUUGAAACGAAGAAAAGAUGUAGGGUUGGAAGAAAUUGAUGAUUUGACAAAGAUAGAAGAUCUGCACGAGGCAUCCGUGAUUUGGAAUCUUCGAGCACGCUACGAUGCUUCAAAGUUUUACACGUCGAUUGGAUCGAUCUUGGUUUCAAUUAAUCCAUACUCAAUGCAUCCACACCUAUACGGAUUGGAAAUGGCAAAAAAAUAUGAGAAAGCUGCACCUGGUCAAAUGCCACCUCAUCUUUUCGGUGUAGGACAAAAAGUUUACUCAGCACUCGAAAAUCAACGUCAAAAUCAAGUAAUAAUCGUAACUGGUGAAUCUGGAAGUGGAAAAACUGAAGCAACCAAGUUAAUUAUGCAAUAUCUAGUAGCAAAUAAUGCUGGAAGUAGAAUAAACUUAAAUAGAGUUUCGGAACAAAUUUUGGAAGCCUCUUCAUUACUUGAAUCGUUUGGAAAUGCAAAGUCAUCAAGAAAUGAUAACAGUUCACGUUUUGGAAAGUAUUUGGAAGUAUAUUUCAAAGCUGGUGUAAUAAUAGGAGCAAAAGUGAAUCAGUAUUUGUUGGAAAAAUACCGUGUAGUGAGCCAAGUCAACGAUGAAAGAAACUUCCACAUAUUUUAUGAUAUGCUUGGAGGAUUGAAUGAAAAUGAAAGAAAGAAAUAUGGAUUAUUAGAAGCAGAUAAAUAUUUUUAUUUAAAUCAAGGAGCUUCUGAUUGCAAUCCAAAUAGAGAUUGGAGCUCUUUGCAAAGUGCCAUGCAUAUUUUGGACCUAACAGAUAAUGAACGUGAAGGCAUAAAUCGAAUAUUGGGUUCGAUACUACAUCUUGGCAACGUCUACUUUCAUCGACGACAAUUACGAAGCUCAUUGGAAGGCGUUGAGAUUGGAAGUGAAGGUGCUGAAUGUAAAUGGGCGAGUCAUUUGUUAGACAUAUCAUCGGAAGACUUGAUUCGUUCUCUCAUGAUAAAAAUAACUGAAGCAAGAGGUGAACUGUUAUAUUUUCCAUUAACGAUUGAUCAAGCGUUAGAUGCAAGAGAUGCAUUCGCAAAAUUGGAACAAGCAGAGUAUCAAAAGGAACGUUUAGAAUGGACACCAUUGGGAUGGGAAGAUAAUCUGCCAGUAAUUCAUCUUCUUGCUAAGAAGCCAGUAGGAAUUUUCCAUUUAUUAGACGAUGAAUCAAAUUUCCCACGUUCAACUGAUAAAAGUUUUAUGGAGAAAUGCCAUUACAAUCAUGCACUGAAUGAAUUAUAUUCAAGAGCGAGAAUUGGAGCACAAGAAUUCGGAAUUAAGCAUUACGCAGGCACAGUUUGGUAUAACGUUGAUGGUUUUCUUGGAAAGAACCGUGACGUGUCAAUAAAGAAUGAAGUUCUUGAACUCUUAGAGAGUUCGUCUUUACCUUUGUUGCAAGACAUAACAAAACAACUGAAAACGAAUCAAGAAGGAAGAAAUUUUUCGCGAAAUUCAACUUCACGUUUUGUUUCAAUUCAACCAAGAAAAUCAACUGUUGCUGCUCGAUUCUCUGACUCGUUGCAACAUCUUAUGACAUCGAUAAGUAAAUGCAAUCCAACAUUCGUACGAUGCAUAAAUCCUAACUACGAGAAGCAGCCGAAAAAGGUUGACAUGUCUUGUCUGUUGAAUCAAGUGCGAUAUUUGGGAUUGCUUCAAACUGUUAACAUUCGAAAGCAAGGAUAUCCCGUCCGUUUGAGAUUUCCUCAUUUUGUUGAACGUUAUCGACAUUUGCUUCAUCAUCCCGUGACAAAAGGAAUGUCGUAUCGAGAUCUUUCUCAAUUCAUACUCGACUCCUUGAAUAAUGUUGAAGAAAAAGGUUAUCAAUUGGGAGCAACGAGAGUCUUCCUUCGUGAAUCAUUACAUUUGAUAUUGGAACAAGAAAGAAACGCACAACAACAACGAGCUGCUUCAACUAUUCAGAGAAAUGUACGAAAAAUGCUUCUCCGACAAAAGACUCGAAGACAACAUAAAAGUGCAAUUAUAUUGCAAAAAGUUUAUCGCGGUUAUCGUGAACGGAAACGUUAUCAAAAGAUCAAGAAAGGAAUAACAAAAGCUCAAGCACUUUACAGGGGCAGAAAAGAUCGCCGUCGUUACGAAAAGAUGAAAAAUGAAUUGAGACAUAAACGAGAAGCUGAAAUUGCAAUGAAGGAAAAUCAAAAACAAUAUUCAGCUCAUAAGCUUCCUCAAAAGGAGUCAAAUGAUGCAAACAACUCAAUAUUCCAAUUGGAUGUGCCAGCCGAAUUGGCUUUCAUUUAUUCAAAAAUUGAGAAUUGGAAUCAAGUCCAUAAUGACAAAAAUUUGGUGAAAGUUGUUGGAACAGUGCCAGGUCCACCAAUAGCUUCCGAUCUUCCUAACGAUUUGGAACAAUUUUCAUUCAACAAAUUCAGUUCAGUUUAUUGUAAUGGAAUCCAUUUACAUCCUCGUAAAGAUCCAAUUACUCAACCAUUUCUAUCAAGAACUGCUUCGAAAGACAAAGAUUUCAAUGACUCGCUUUCCAUGUUUAAGCUUAUUUUGAGAUGGACUGGUGACUCGUCAUUAGAUGCAGUGAGAGCAAAAGUUUUGGCUGAUUACAUUGUGAAUAAAGGUUUGAUGAGUAGAAAUCUGCGUGAUGAAAUCUUAGUUCAAUUAUGCAAUCAAUGCUACAGAGCUGAAGAGAAACAAUCAACAAAAAUAUGGCAAUUGAUUUCACAUUGUUUAUCGAGCUUCUCGCCAAGUGCAGCCUUUCAAAAAUAUUUACUAAAAUUCAUCAUCGACAAUGCACCUCAAGGACAGAGAGAAAUUUUAGUAAAAAAAAUUCUUCGAAAUCAUUCACAAGCACCACGAAACUUUCCCCCAGCAUAUCUCGAAUGGAGAGCUGCGAAAGAAUUCGACAUUGCUCUUGGCUUGACACUUCCCGACAACACUAUGCAAACUGUUGCAAUUGAUUCGUGGACUACAUGUGAAGAAGCAGGAAAUUUAAGUCUCGCAUCUUUCAGCGGUUUUCAAGCACAGGGUUGGACUGUUGUCUUAGAUGAUUCCGAAGCAGUCACUGAAACUUGCGGCCUCGAUUUCAUUUUGGAUCUUAUUGGUGAAAUGGAAUUGUGUUCAUCAUUUCCUGCUACUAGAAAUUAUCUUUUGAGAUUAAAGAAAAAUUCAUCAAAUGUAAUGUCGCAAUCAAAUCGUAAAUCUUACUCAAACGAAUCUGAACCUUUAAGCAGUCCAAAACGUCCAGACAUUCCACCUCCACUUCCUCCUGUUAAGAAGAAUGACGAAAUAAGAGUCGAAUAUGUCAAAAGCAAUGCUUUACGUCCACCACAAAGGAAGACGUCUAUUGAUUUAUUAUCGAGAAGUUCUGCUUUAAAUGAACGUUACUUUGAUGUUGAUAAAUCAAGAUCACGAUCACUUGACGACUUACUGAAUUCUGAUUCAGAGAGACCUUCAGUUAUUGAAACUCCCAAUAUUGAUCAACCUUUGAAUACUCUUGGCCUUUCCGAAAGCCGCUUGAAUGAUCGUUAUCUAUCAUCUGACAGAUUCGUUUCUCUUAAACAACAUCAACAUCAGCAACAACAACCACCAAUAGUCAGUCGACAAAUGAAGUUAUCAAGCAUGGGAAGGCGAAUUACAAAUUCCAAUUCAAUCAGACACGAUCGAUCAGAUCUUGUUAGAUCGAGUGGUAUGUCUGACACUUCAGAAUGUGCAAGUUUAGCAAGUCAUGUUAGACGUGUUCGUGUGCCAUCUCAAGCUAGUGACGUUGAUCAAUUCUUGGAUGAUCUUUUCAGUCCUGUCCUUGAUGGUAAUUUAGAUGAACUUUCUGAUGCGAGAUCGUUAGCUGCAUCAAUACGUGGAAAUGAGAGCGAAAAUGUCUUCUUUGAAGCUCCAAUAAUGAUUGACGAAUUGAACAUAUUACAAAAUCCAAACAGCUUAAGUCGCAUAAUUAAAGGCGGUGGUGACGAUCCAGGCACUUAUCAACAGCAACAAGUUCAACGUGCAUUCUUAGAAUCAGCGAUGGAACAAAAUAUCAAAAUUCAACAACAACUUAUAGCACAAAAUGAAGCACUUCAAACACUUUUAUGUCAACAAAAAAAUGAGAAAGCUGAAAGAACUCAAAAUUUUAAUGUCAAGCAAAUAAAUUCAAUCACAAUGCGACAUGAUGUUGAAGAAGGAAGAGAAGGCGAAGAAAAAAAUAGAAAAGACGUUAUGGAAAUGAACUCAAAGCCACCACCACCUCCUCCAAUGCCUCCACCUUUGAACAUUGAAUCGCCAUUUCAACGACCUUUUAUGGAUGCAUAUGGAAGAGCAAAAACUGUUCGAAUUGGAAAAUGGCGUUGGCCACCACCAACUGAUAAUGGACAAGUUGAUGGUGGUGAGGAUUACAUUUCCUUCAAAUUACGUCAAAAUCAACGAAAAUCUACACCUCAAUCGCAGCAUUUUGGUGAGAAUUCUAAUGCAAUGAACGAUUCGAGAGAAAUUUCUGCUUGGGAAGAAUUCGACAUUGAGUCGAUGCCGAGUUUAAAGAAUGUUGAGAGAUCGCGAGAUAAAUUUCCAUCUGUCAGUGAUCUGCAUAAUAAAAGCCAAAAUCCUAACAGAGUUCAAAAGAGAAGUUUCGAUAUUGGAUCUGAAAGGCCAUCAUCGAAUAGCGUUGGAAAAUUGAAACUCAGUUUGGAAAUGCGUCAAAGAUUGGAACAAGUGACAGCCGGUCAUUCAGUCCGUUCGAUAACAAGUAACAAAUCAGAAUUGGACAAACCUUCAAUGAAGAUUGACGAUGCUAGAAAAGCUAUGCUGGAGCAACAGUUAGGUGGCGGAGGUCACAAUGUGCGGAAUCAAAUACAAAGAAUGGAAAUUGGAAAAACUUCAAAACCUUUCAUGCCGUUGCCAUCGGUACCAGCACCACCACCUCCUAUAAGGCCUGCAAAUUCCGUGCCUCCACCUAUUAUGAAUCAUCAAAAUAAGGAGAAGAAACCUUCGUUCUUACAGAGAUUGGAUAAAGACACGCUGGGCGUAAAGGAAAAUUUUUAUGAAUCCUGGGAAUUGGCGGAAAAUGAACAAAUCGAUUUCAUGUACAAACGAUCGCGAUCACAUUCAAGAGAACGAGAACAUUUCUCUGAGUCAGUUUGGGAUAGAACUGAAGUCGAAGGGCCGCCAUCAACUGAUGAAAUUAAUAAGAUGAAGGACAAAACACGACAAAAUGAAUCAUCGCAAAUGAAACGAGAACGUGAACAUAAUUUGAGUUAUGCGACGAAAAACAACGAUAAAGAAAAGCAAUCGUCAGCAAAUGAAAAAGCGACAUUUAAGAAUCAUAUGUUCAGUCUAAAAGAACAUGAAAGGAAAACUUCAAGUUUAAUUCAACCUGUGCAGAAAGGAAAAUAUGAAGAAUCUGAGAACGAUGCCAAUGUUACGCCUCUUCCAGCAAUUCCUAAGCCAAUACAUGGAAUAGCACUUGCAAAGCCGACAGCGUGUUUGACAUACAAUUCUCAAGUGUCUUGGAAAUUGAAGGUGAAAAAAGAAUUUUUCACGCCAACAGAAAAUAUGGGCACGCCAGCAGUUAUUGAUUUAUUGUAUGCACAAAUCGUAGCCGAUCUUAUGAAGCCCUGCUUAAGGAUAAAUUCUCAAGAAAAACGCGAUGCUAAAAGUCUUUUAAGUAGUUACAGCAUUAAUUUGGAUAACAACAAAACUACUCAAGCUACAGCAAUUGCUAAACGGAAAUUAAUAGAAAUGGCAAGGUCAUGGCCAUUAUAUUUUUCAAGAUUAUUUAUGGUGUCUGCAUCACCACAAUAUCCCGAAGUUGUAAUUCUUGCAGUUCAUCAAAGUGGCGCUUAUCUUGUGCAAAGAAAUGACGAAAGUCUGACGGUGUUGAAAGCAAUUCCAUUUUCAGACCUUUUAAAUGUUGUGACGCUUCCUCGACCAGCAACACUUCAAUUAAACUUGAAAAAUGGAACACAUUAUGUACUCCACACAGUCAAAGCUGCAUCUAUUCAAGCAUUUAUGCAAUCUUUCUUGCAUGAAUUUAAAAUUACAAAAUCAAAUUAUUUGACACCUACGCAAACUAAUAAAAUGGCAACUUCUUCAUUAAUGCAUAUCAAGAAACAAGAAUCAAAUGAAGAAAUUCGGCCAACAAAUGUGACGGCAAUGAGAAAACAUAGUGGCAACAUUAUUGAGAACAUUGAGAAUAUCAACUCAAGCAAAAUGAUUAUGCAAAAACAAUCUUCAACUGUUCCACCUCAGGAUUCAUCAAUUUGUGGAGAUGAAGAGCUACUAGCAUUACAACAACCAGCAUCAAAUAAUCACUCUUUGUUACAAUUUGCACUACAACAUUUUCGAAAUGAUAUGCGCGAUGAUACAUCACAGAAUCGUUCGGAGAAAGAAGAAUCUUCAGACAACUUAUAUAUUAAUAUGGUAAAAUGCCAAUGGCAAGGAACACCUUUACGUCAACCACUCUUAAAACUUCCAUCUGAAUUGAAUUCUCUGGCUUUGGAAUGUUUUGAAUGCGUUUUACGCUAUUGUGGUGAUUUACCACAAGAUCAUGAUUACACUGAAGUCAAAUGUGUUUACACAGUAUUAAUGCAUUGUCACAAACAUUUAAUAUUACGAGAUGAAAUUUACUGUCAACUUAUGAAACAAACAACAGCCAAUCAAUCUGCUUGUGCAGACUCUUGUCAACGUGCUUGGCGAUUGUUAUCAAUCUUGGCUGCUUAUUUCAGUUGUUCUGAAGCCUUGAAGCCAUACUUGAUUGAACAUUUAACAUCAAUUGCAACUGAUAGACGAGGAACAGCUGCAGUGUGCUUAGCAAAUUUGAGAAAAACGGCUCGAUGCGGAGGAAGGAAAAAUGUUCCAAGUGUUGAAGAAGUCACAGCAGUUUCUGCUGGUCGCUCUGCUCGAAGACAAAUUUAUCGACUACCAGGUGGAGCUGAAAGAGUUGUUAACACAAGAUGUUCGACUGUUGUUGCUGAUGUCAUAAAUGAAUUAUGUUGUUUAUUAGGAAUUGAAUCUGAAAUAGAGCAACAGGAAUUUUCACUUUAUUGCAUUGUACAAGGCGAUGCUUUCACUAUGCCUUUGAGUAGUGACGAAUACAUUCUCGAUGUAACAACAGAACUUUUGAAGACAAAUCAACCGUUUUACUUGAUUUUCUGUCGUUCUGUGUGGCAUUUUCCAUUGAAGCGUGAUCCACCACCAACUCCGCUUUAUAUCGAAGUUCUCUUUAAUCAAGUUGCACCAGAUUACUUGGAAGGAUUAUUGUUAGAAAUUCCAAGUUCUGGGACACCAAGUCUUGACUAUGUUCGUGACAUUGCUCGUAUAGCAGCGACAUUACAUCGAGCAGCUGACCUCAAUCAUAUCCCUGUAAUGAAGGAAAUUAAAUUCCUUUUGCCAAAACCAGCGUUAGGCUUACGUGAAAUAAAACCAGCACAAUGGGUGAAUCUCGUACAAGCAGAAUUUUUACAAGUCGUCAUGUUGACACCGCUUCAAUGUAAAGCACAAUUUUUAAGCAUUUUAUCAACUUGGCCAUUGUUUGGAAGCAGUUUCUUUGCUGUCAAGCGAGUCUUUGGAGAUGACAUUGGAAUUUUCAAAGAAGAAAACGGAUCAAUGUGGCGUGAACUUAUUAUGGCUCUUAAUAAUAGAGGCGUUCUAUUUCUUGACUCAAAUACUCAUGAAACUCUCCAUCAUUGGAAUUUUAUUGAAAUUAUUUCAACUAGAAAGAUCAGAUCUGAAGACGCAUUGUUCCUCGACAUGAAAGUUGGUAAUUUGCUGCAACAAAGUGUCAUUCGAGUUCAAACAGAACAAGCUCAUGAAAUAAGCAGAAUAAUGCGUCAAUAUAUCUCUAUGGCACAAAUCAAUAGAAAAUAAAUUAAUAUCCUGGAGAUUUGAAGAAAUUUGGAAAAUUGAAGAUUGAUUUACAUUUUUUUAAGUAAAACAUAACUAUUUAGACAUUUGUUUAUAACUAUGCAUGUGAGAGGAGCGGCAAGUUUUUUUAAGAGUAUAAUAUAAAUAUACAAUCUAAGAUGAAAGAAAAGAUCAAAUUAAAAUAAGAAAUGUUAUUGAUUUUGACUGAAUUUAUUCAGUUAUGAUUUUCAAUGUACUCUGCAUUACAUAAAGUUAUAACAUACAAAUAUGGUUUGGGCAUAACAUUAAACAUGCUGAUGAAUGAAAUUGUUGACACUAAAAUUUAAAUAUAUAAAGAAAUGUAUUAAAUUUUCUAACAUAGUGUAGAAUAAUAAAGAAUCUUUAUAAAUAUGA